UCUCACUUCUCUCUCUCUCUCUCUCUCUCUCUCUCUCUCUCUUUAAACACAUAUCACUCCUUGCACAUAUCUUUUCUGUACACAGCUCUUGCAUGUUGACCGCUGAAGACGCCUCGAGUGGCUCACGACAAACCGAGAGAUGCACCAUGACAACCGACUCUGUAAACGAACAACGACACCGCCAAUCGUCUUCUGACGACCUUAAUGACACGACGACAUUAACAACAGCAAUAACGACUCCCGAUCAAGAUGCUCAAUUUGACACUGCUGCUAUUACCAUCACCAAUACCGACACCAUGGGUAGUGGUAGUAUCAGCAGUAACAACAACAACAACAGGUUGCAGGAACACUACAAUUCGUCUCAGAUCACAUUGCCAUUCUCGGACAGUGGCGGAUCCAGUCAUCACGAUGAAUACCAACAACAACACUCAUACCAACCACAACAGCAAGUGCGAUAUAAUGUCACAGCCCCAGCACCUGUUCCUGAACGUACAAUUGUGAAACGGCCAUCGGAUGAAUCCAUUCGGUCCAACUUUUCAACCACGAGCUCAGUGUUUAGUACAGCGAGUAAAAUAUCCAGACUGCCACAUGCAGUCAAGUCGUCCUUUGUAUCUGUCAAAGAUUUCAUGAAAUCAAACCGGUCAAGGGCCAAACGAUUAACCAUAUCGCAUGGCACACCUUCUUCGAAUGACCCUGUGCAUCAACAACAACAACAACAGCCACCGCAUUCACCUCAAUUUUCACCACAAACGAUCCAUUACUCAACACCAGGCACGUCGCCUUAUUCGGAUCGAGAAUCACUCGCGUCACGGUUUCGUCGACGUACACCGAGUACAAUGGGACUGGCGAGUAUGUUUUCGUCGGCGUCGUCCUCUUCAACGUCCAAUAAUAAUCAUCAUAAUAAGGAAUUUGACCAUCGAUAUGGACCAUCACCUUCGUCGGGUAUUAGUCCGAGUGCAUCUACAAGCUACUCAAUCCUGGAAGUCAAAGAUCCGCACCAUGCAAAGUAUGCAAAGCCCCGAACGAGGCAUAUUAUACCCGCUGUAGCAUCAACAACAACAACAACAAGCAAUAGCGGUAAUCAUCGUCACAAUGGACGUAGGAACAGCGUUGUUGGUGUCGCCACACGAUUUUUGAAAAGAGACCACACGAAUAACAACAACAGCAAGAACAACGAUCCGAGCCAAAAUAAUCACGGUGCUCGUAUAUCUGCAAUUAAUGAGGAGGGAGCAGCAGCAGCAGCAGCAGAGUAUGGAUUCAGUGACGACUUCGAGCAGGCCAUCAGACAAGAAGACGACGAAGAAGAAAAAGUAGAAGCAUCACUCUCAUCCACUGGCCAUUCACCAGCGAAUCAAAAGGCAGUGGGUAAACUGCUGUUUGGCGUGGAUAUCGAACAUCAAAUGGAGUUUUUCGAUAAUGAUUUUAGGAAAUCGGCUACUUCAAGCACAAUCUCGGCAGCAGAUGGAUAUGAUCUGGAAUCAGCGCCGCCGUCAUCCGACGCCAAAAGCGAUCACAUCACUUCAAAAUCUUCCACACAUGAAAUUGUGUGGAGUCGGCAACGGGCUAAAUCAUGUCAGGUAAACAAAAAUAAAAAAAAAAACAUUCAUCUACACAGAUCGGGCGAGGCUGACGAUGGUGGUCGAGAGAAAGGGGAGUUGGAUCAGAUUGGAUGAUGGGGUUGGGGGCUGGAUUUGUUUUUUGUUGCCAGGUUCUUGUUGGCAUGUUGCUAAAAGAUGGGGUGUCUUUGUCACGACACGAAUACGAAUGAAUUAGGAAACCAAGGUGCCGUCAUUACGACAACUGGCCAAGGGACAAUAUGCUUCGACUGCAGCACUCGCUUCGCACACCUCACCACCUCCACCUCCACCACCUCCUAUUCCGUCGUGUGCACUAGAUAUCAAAGCAGACGACACGAAUCCAUUCAAGGCGAACAUAU
Messenger RNA from Zychaea mexicana, 1936 nucleotides. RefSeq lists its product as uncharacterized. Lineage: Eukaryota; Fungi; Mucoromycota; Mucoromycetes; Mucorales; Lichtheimiaceae. The transcript has a single exon. The coding region runs from base 93 to 1673 and encodes 526 amino acids. The record is from RefSeq and is a predicted model, not a curated record.